UUCAUUCCUUCUUGUACAUCGAGGGCGGCCAGUGCGGCAACCAAAUCGGCUCCAAAUUCUGGGAGGUCAUCUGCAGCGAGCACUGCAUCGACUCGACCGGAAGGUACAACGGCGAUGAGGCCUCCGAUCUCCAGCUCGAGAGGAUCAAUGUCUACUGCAACGAGGCGUUUGGCGGCCGCUACGUCCCUCGCGCCGUGCUCAUGGAUAUGGAGCAUAGUACCAUGGACAUCAUCAGAUUUGGUUCUUACGGCUAGAUCUUCUGCCCCGACAACUUCGUCUUCGAGCAGUCCGGCACCGGGAACAAUUGGGCAAAAGGUCAUUACACGGAGGGAGCCGAGCUCAUCGAUUUCGUCCUCGAUGUCGUUCGCAAGGAGGCCGAGAAUUGUUAUUGCGUGCAAGGUAUAUGACGAAAUGGCCUCUGUUCUUUAUCAUUUCUUGGAUCUGUUUGGUGUUUGA
Linum tenue is the source of this 456-nucleotide messenger RNA. Lineage: Eukaryota; Viridiplantae; Streptophyta; Magnoliopsida; Malpighiales; Linaceae. The record is from the annotation of a GenBank genome assembly.